UGAGAUGUAAACAACAUUUAUGUUUACCAAGCUAAGAAAUAUAUUCGACUUUUGAUGAAAUCGUCUUUAGUAUCGAACCAUUCCAUGUCACAGGCAUGUAAUGUAUACAGUAAGAAUAUUUUAUUAAGUUUAUCCAUUAAUUACCAUUUUAUAAUAUAAGUCAUUACAAGUCUUAUCGCGACCGAAUGUCAAAGUGUUUCUGUUACCGACAACGAUAAGAUUGAAGGAAUGUAAAAAAAAAAAAGAAAGAAAGAAAAAAGGAAAAAAAAAAGAAAAAUGUGUCUCCUCAUUUUUCGCUUAAAAUCUUCAACCUGGAUAAGUAUGGCAGGUGUGCGUCGAUUUUCAAAAGUUGGAUUCGUCGGUUUAGGUAAUAUGGGUGGUCAUAUGGCAAGAAAUAUUUUGAAAAAGGGUUACGAAUUAACAGUGUUCGAUAUUGAUAAAUCAGCUAUGUCUAACUUGGUCGAAGACGGUGCAAAAACUGCUUCGACCAUUGCAGAAAUGGUGAAGGACGUUGACGUACUCAUUUCUAUGUUACCUUCGAAUCAACAAGUUCUAGAUUGCUAUACCGGUGAUAAUGGUAUAUUGAGUUCAGUAAAAAAAAAUAUACUCCUGAUAGAUAGCAGUACGAUAGAUCCAUUCGUGUCGAAGGAAAUAUCGAUAAAGGCUGAAAAAAAAGAAGUCAAAUUUAUUGAUAGUCCGGUAUCCGGAGGUAUAAACGCAGCGAGAGAUGGUACAUUGACUUUUAUGGUAGGCGGUUCUAAUGCAAAUUUCGAAGCGGCCAAAUCUAUAUUGGAGGCUAUGGGCUCGAGAAUAGUUCAUUGCGGUGACGUUGGAAUGGGACAGGCAGCAAAAUUGUGUAAUAAUAUGCUACUAGCCAUUAGUAUGAUCGGUACAGCCGAAAUUUUUAAUCUUGGUCAAAGAUUGGGUCUAAAAGAAAAUGUAUUGAAUGACAUAGUGAAUUCCAGUUCAGGAAAAUGUUGGUCCUCCGAAUUGUACAAUCCUGUCCCAGGUCUUCUACCUGAUGUUCCUAGUUCAAAAAAUUAUGAAGGCGGUUUUAGUACAUUGCUUAUGACAAAGGAUUUAAGCUUGGCGCAAUCUGCCGCAAUUAGGACAGACGCAUUAAUUCCUUUGGGCUCUUUGGCUUAUCAACUUUAUAAGAUGCUUAAUAGUCAUGGUCUAUCGCAAAAAGAUUUUAGCAUUAUAUAUCAAUUCAUAAGAGGUAAAUGUUAAAGUUAGUACAUUUUACAUUUAUAUAUCUUCAUUUCCUUUGCCAUUAGUGCUUCGCUGCGAUGAAAUAAUAUUAUAUCAAUUAUAUUGAUAACGAUAAAAUAUCAGCAAACAGAUAGUUGAAAUAAAGAACGUUUGAAUUUCCCGCCAA
Messenger RNA from Vespula vulgaris, 1378 nucleotides. Its product is annotated as 3-hydroxyisobutyrate dehydrogenase, mitochondrial. Bases 277 to 1230 code for a protein of 317 amino acids. Gene Ontology annotation, biological process: L-valine catabolic process. The record is from RefSeq and is a predicted model, not a curated record. Lineage: Eukaryota; Metazoa; Arthropoda; Insecta; Hymenoptera; Vespidae. Gene Ontology annotation, molecular function: NADP binding; NAD binding; 3-hydroxyisobutyrate dehydrogenase activity. Gene Ontology annotation, cellular component: mitochondrion. The transcript has 6 exons.